Molecule: messenger RNA, 8421 nt
Organism: Dipodomys ordii (Ord's kangaroo rat)
Lineage: Eukaryota; Metazoa; Chordata; Mammalia; Rodentia; Heteromyidae
Gene: Ep300
Product: E1A binding protein p300
Exons: 26
Coding region: 506-7300 (2264 amino acids)
Biological process (GO): positive regulation of transcription by RNA polymerase II
Cellular component (GO): histone acetyltransferase complex; transcription regulator complex; nucleus
Molecular function (GO): histone acetyltransferase activity; protein binding; chromatin DNA binding
Source: RefSeq, a predicted model, not a curated record
CGGGAGGGGGCACCGGGAGGAGGUGAGUGUCUCUCGUCGCCUCCUCCUCUCCCCCCGUUUCGCCCCCGCCUCCUUGUGGCGAUGAGAAGGAGGAGGACAGCGCCGAGGAGGAAGAGGCUGAUGGCGGCGGCGGAGCUCCGGCAGACCUCGGCUGGGCAGGGGCCGGCCGCGGCGGGCUGGGGACUGCGCCUCUAGAGCCGCGAGUUCCCGGGGAUUCUCCGCAGCGGACGCGCUCGCGGGCGGUGCUGCUCAGCCCUCCUCCGGGCCUGGCCAGGCCCGGCCCCUCGCACUUGCCCCUACCUUUUCUACCGAGAUCGCAUCCCUCUCCCGGCCACCGCCACCCGGCGAAGAGAAAAAGGAACUUCCCCCACCCCCGUCGGUGUCGACGGAGACCCCCCCCAAAGCCCACUCCCCCCUCUCCGUAGCGGGGUGGGGAUCCCCGGCCGAAGAAGAGAUUUCCUGAGGAUUCGCGUUUUCCCUGCCUCAAUCUGCGAAAGAAUUAAAAAUGGCCGAGAAUGUGGUGGAACCGGGGCCGCCUUCAGCCAAGCGGCCUAAACUCUCGUCUCCGGCCCUCUCGGCGUCCGCCAGCGACGGCACAGAUUUUGGCUCUCUGUUUGACCUGGAGCACGACUUACCAGAUGAAUUAAUCAACUCUACAGAAUUGGGACUAACCAAUGGUGGUGAUAUUAGUCAGAUUCAGACAAGUCUUGGCAUAGUACAAGAUGCAGCUUCUAAACAUAAACAGUUGUCAGAAUUAUUACGAUCUGGUAGUUCCCCUAACCUCAACAUGGGGGUUGGUGGUCCAGGCCAGGUCAUGGCAAGUCAGGCCCAACAGAACAGUCCUGGAUUAGGUUUGAUAAAUAGCAUGGUCAAAAGCCCAAUGGCACAGCCUGGCUUGACUUCUCCCAACAUGGGUAUGGGCACCAGUGGACCAAAUCAGGGUCCUACUCAGUCCACAACAGGUAUAAUGAACAGUCCAGUAAAUCAGCCUGCCAUGGGAAUGAACACAGGGAUGAAUGCUGGCAUGAAUCCUGGAAUGUUGGCUGCAGGCAAUGGACAAGGGAUAAUGCCUAAUCAAGUCAUGAAUGGUUCAAUUGGAGCAGGACGAGGACGACCGAAUAUGCAGUACCCAAACCCAGGAAUGGGAAAUACUGGCAGCUUAUUGACUGAGCCACUGCAGCAGGGCUCUCCUCAGAUGGGAGGACAAGCAGGAUUGAGAGGCCCCCAGCCUCUUAAGAUGGGAAUGAUGAGCAAUCCCAAUCCUUACAGUUCACCAUAUUCUCAAAAUUCUGGACAGCAGCUUGGAGCCAGUGGCCUGGGUCUCCAGAUUCAGACAAAGACUGUACUACCAAAUAGCUUAUCUCCAUUUGCAAUGGACAAAAAGGCAGUUCCUGGAGGAGGGAUGCCCAACAUGGGGCAGCAACCUGCCCCCCAGGGCCAGCAGCCAGGCCUGGUGACUCCAGUCACUCAAGGGAUGGGUUCUGGAGCACACACUGCAGAUCCAGAGAAGCGCAAGCUCAUCCAGCAGCAGCUUGUACUCCUUUUACAUGCCCACAAGUGCCAGCGCCGGGAGCAGGCUAAUGGGGAAGUGAGGCAGUGCAACCUUCCCCACUGUCGUACGAUGAAGAAUGUUCUGAACCACAUGACACACUGCCAGUCAGGCAAGUCCUGCCAAGCAAUUUUGACUGGAGCACCUGUUGGGCUGGGAAACCCUAGUUCUCUCGGAGUGGGUCAACAGUCUACACCUAGCUUAAGCACUGUUAGUCAGAUUGAUCCCAGCUCUAUUGAGCGAGCCUAUGCAGCUCUUGGCUUACCCUAUCAAGUAAACCAGAUGCCACCACAACCGCAGGUGCAAACGAAGAACCAGCAGAAUCCCCAAUCUGGACAGUCUCCUCAAGGCAUGCGGCCCAUGAGUAACAUGAUGGUGGAAUUUUCUAUUCCUAGUGUUCAAGCCAUAUUUCCCACUCCGGAUCCUGCUGCUUUAAAAGACAGACGAAUGGAAAACCUGGUUGCAUAUGCUCGGAAAGUAGAAGGAGACAUGUAUGAAUCUGCAAAUAAUAGAGCAGAAUACUACCACCUUCUAGCUGAGAAGAUCUAUAAAAUCCAGAAAGAACUAGAAGAAAAACGAAGGACUAGACUACAGAAACAAAGUAUGCUACCAAAUGCAAGCAUGGUACCAGUUUCCAUGAAUCCAGGCCCUAACAUGGGGCAGCCACAACCAGGAAUGACUUCCAAUGGUCCUCUACCUGACCCAAAUAUGAUCCGUGGUAGUGUGCCAAAUCAGAUGAUGCCUCGGAUAACGCCACAACCUGGUUUGAAUCAGUUCAGCCAGAUGAAUAUUCCCCAGCCUCCUAUUGGACCCCGACAAACUUCUCCUCUUCAGCACCAUGGACAGAUGGCUCAGCCUGGUGCUCUCAAUGCGCCUAUGGGCUAUGGGCCUCGAAUGCAGCAGCCUUCCAGCCAGAGCCAAUUCCUCUCCCAGACUCAGUUCCCACCACAGGGCAUGAAUGUAACAAAUAUGCCUUUGGCUCCUUCCAAUGGUCAAGCACCAGUUUCUCAAGCACAAAUGUCCAGUUCUUCCUGCCCAGUGAAUUCUCCUAUAAUGCCUCCAGGGUCUCAAGGGAGCCACAUUCACUGUCCCCCUCUCCCUCAACAAGCUCUGCAUCAGAAUUCACCCUCUCCUGUACCUAGUCGUACCCCUACUCCUCAUCACACUCCUCCAAGCAUAGGGGCUCAGCAGCCUCCAGCAACAGCAAUUCCAGCACCUGUUCCUACACCUCCUACUUUGCCACCUGGGCCUCAGUCCCAAGCUCUACAUCCCCCGUCCAGGCAGACACCUACACCACCAACACAGCUUCCUCCUCAAGUGCAGCCUUCGCUUCCUGCUGCUCCUUCAGCUGACCAACCCCAGCAGCAGCCUCGGUCACAGCAGAGUAUAGCAGCCUCUGUUCCUACCCCAACUGCGCCCUUGCUGCCUCCUCAGCCUGCAACUCCGCUUUCCCAGCCUGCUAUAAGCAUUGAAGGACAGGUUUCAAACCCUCCAUCGACUAGUAGCACUGAAGUGAAUUCUCAGAAUAUCCCUGAGAAGCAGUCUUCACAGGAAGUAAAAACAGAGGUUAAAAUGGAAGUAGAUCAACCACAAUCAGCAGAUGCUCCACCUGAAGAUAUCCCAGAGGCCAAACCAGAAGACUGUAAAGUGGAACCUUCAGAACCAGAAGAGAGAGGUACCGAGUUGAAAAGUGAAAUAAAAGAGGAGGAAGAUCAGCCAAAUACUUCAGCUACUCAGUCCUCUCCAGCUCCAGGACAGUCAAAGAAAAAGAUAUUCAAACCAGAGGAAUUACGACAGGCUCUAAUGCCAACAUUAGAGGCACUUUACCGUCAGGACCCAGAAUCUCUUCCCUUUCGUCAGCCUGUGGAUCCUCAGCUUCUAGGAAUUCCUGAUUACUUUGAUAUUGUGAAGAGCCCCAUGGAUCUUUCUACUAUUAAGAGGAAGUUAGAUACUGGCCAGUACCAAGAACCCUGGCAAUAUGUGGAUGACAUUUGGCUCAUGUUCAACAAUGCAUGGUUAUAUAACCGGAAGACUUCCAGAGUAUACAAAUAUUGCUCCAAGCUAUCUGAGGUCUUUGAUCAAGAAAUUGACCCUGUCAUGCAAAGCCUUGGAUAUUGUUGUGGCAAAAAGUUGGAGUUCUCUCCACAGACACUAUGUUGCUAUGGCAAACAAUUAUGCACAAUCCCUCGUGAUGCUACUUACUACAGUUACCAGAACAGUACAAUAAAUAAAGAACAAUUUUCCAAGAGAAAAAAUGACACACUGGACCCUGAACUGUUUGUUGAAUGUACAGAGUGUGGAAGGAAAAUGCACCAAAUUUGUGUUCUCCAUCAUGAGAUCAUCUGGCCAGCUGGGUCUUUUGUGUUCCUAGGAUUGCCAUCUACCCGGCUUGGCACCUUUCUAGAGAAUCGUGUGAAUGAUUUUCUGAGACGACAAAAUCAUCCUGAAUCAGGAGAGGUCACUGUUAGGGUUGUACAUGCUUCUGACAAAACUGUGGAAGUCAAGCCUGGCAUGAAAGCAAGGUUUGUAGAUAGUGGAGAGAUGGCUGAAUCCUUCCCAUACAGAACCAAAGCCCUUUUUGCCUUCGAAGAGAUUGAUGGUGUUGACUUGUGCUUCUUUGGCAUGCAUGUUCAAGAGUAUGGCUCUGACUGUCCUCCACCCAACCAGAGGAGAGUAUAUAUAUCUUACCUCGAUAGUGUUCACUUCUUCCGUCCUAAAUGCUUGAGGACUGCAGUAUAUCAUGAAAUUCUAAUUGGAUAUUUAGAGUAUGUCAAGAAAUUAGGAUACACAACAGGACAUAUUUGGGCCUGUCCACCAAGCGAGGGCGAUGACUAUAUCUUCCAUUGUCAUCCUCCUGACCAGAAGAUACCCAAGCCUAAACGCUUGCAGGAAUGGUACAAAAAGAUGCUUGACAAGGCUGUAUCAGAGCGUAUUGUCCAUGACUACAAGGAUAUUUUAAAACAAGCUACUGAAGAUCGACUAACAAGUGCAAAGGAAUUGCCGUACUUUGAGGGUGAUUUCUGGCCCAAUGUUCUGGAAGAGAGCAUUAAGGAACUGGAACAGGAAGAAGAAGAAAGAAAGAGGGAAGAGAACACCAGCAAUGAAAGCACUGAUGUGACAAAAGGUGACAGCAAAAAUGCUAAAAAGAAGAAUAAUAAGAAAACCAGCAAAAAUAAAAGCAGCCUGAGUAGGGGCAACAAAAAGAAGCCUGGUAUGCCCAAUGUGUCUAAUGACCUGUCUCAGAAACUGUAUGCCACCAUGGAGAAGCAUAAAGAGGUCUUCUUUGUGAUUCGCCUCAUUGCUGGCCCCGCUGCCAAUUCCCUGCCUCCCAUUGUUGAUCCUGACCCUCUAAUCCCCUGUGAUCUGAUGGAUGGUCGAGAUGCAUUCCUCACCCUGGCAAGAGAUAAGCAUCUGGAAUUCUCUUCAUUGAGAAGAGCCCAGUGGUCUACCAUGUGCAUGCUGGUGGAGCUGCAUACGCAGAGCCAGGACCGCUUUGUCUACACCUGCAAUGAGUGCAAACACCAUGUGGAGACAAGAUGGCACUGCACUGUCUGUGAGGAUUAUGAUUUGUGUAUCACCUGCUAUAACACUAAAAAUCAUGACCACAAAAUGGAGAAACUAGGCCUUGGCUUAGAUGACGAGAGCAACAACCAGCAGGCAGCAGCCACUCAGAGCCCAGGAGACUCUCGCCGCCUGAGCAUUCAGCGCUGCAUCCAGUCUCUGGUACAUGCCUGUCAGUGCCGUAAUGCCAACUGCUCCCUGCCGUCCUGCCAGAAGAUGAAGCGGGUCGUACAACAUACCAAAGGCUGCAAACGGAAAACCAAUGGCGGGUGCCCCAUCUGUAAGCAGCUCAUUGCCCUCUGUUGCUACCAUGCCAAGCACUGCCAGGAGAACAAGUGUCCCGUGCCAUUCUGCCUCAACAUCAAGCAGAAGCUUCGGCAACAGCAGCUGCAGCACCGGCUCCAGCAGGCUCAGAUGCUCCGCAGAAGGAUGGCCAGCAUGCAGAGGACGGGUGUGGCUGGGCAGCAGCAAGGCCUGCCGUCCCCAACCCCUGCCACUCCAACCACACCCACUGGCCAGCAGCCAGCUACCCCACAAACACCCCAGCCCCAGCCCCCAGCUCAGCCCCAGCCCACCCCUCCCAGCAGCAUGCCGCCCUACUUGCCUAGGACUCAAGCUGCUGGCCCUGUGUCCCAAGGCAAGGCAGCAGGCCAGGUGACCCCUCCCACCCCCCCUCAGACUGCUCAGCCACCCCUUCCAGGACCACCACCUGCAGCAGUAGAAAUGGCGAUGCAGAUUCAGAGGGCAGCUGAGACGCAGCGCCAGAUGGCCCAUGUGCAAAUUUUUCAACGGCCAAUUCAACAUCAAAUGCCCCAGAUGACCCCCAUGGCCUCCAUGGGCAUGAACCCACCUCCCAUGGCCAGAGGGCCUAGUGGGCAUAUGGAACCCGGGAUGGGGCCCACUGCAAUGCAGCAGCAGCCACCCUGGGUUCAAGGAGGAUUGCCUCAGCCCCAGCAACUUCAGUCUGGGAUGCCAAGGCCAGCCAUGAUGUCAGUGGCCCAACAUGGUCAGCCCUUAAACAUGGCUCCGCAACCAGGACUGGGCCAAGUAGGUGUGAGCCCACUAAAACCCGGCACUGUGUCUCAACAAGCCUUACAAAACCUCUUGCGGACUCUCAGGUCUCCCAGCUCUCCCCUCCAGCAGCAACAGGUGCUUAGUAUCCUGCACGCCAACCCCCAGCUGUUGGCUGCAUUCAUCAAACAGCGGGCUGCCAAGUAUGCCAACUCGAACCCACAACCUCUCCCUGGGCAACCUGGCAUGCCCCAGGGACAGCCAGGGCUACAGCCGCCUACCAUGCCGAGUCAACAGGGCGUCCACUCCAACCCAGCUUUGCAGAACAUGAAUCCCAUGCAGGCAGGUGUCCAGAGGGCUGGCUUGCCCCCACAGCAGCCGCAGCCACAGCUGCAGCCACCCAUGGGAGGCAUGAGUCCCCAAGCGCAGCAAAUGAACAUGAAUCACAACACCAUGCCCCCGCAGUUCCGAGACAUCUUGAGACGGCAACAAAUGAUGCAGCAACAGGGAGCAGGGCCAGGCAUCGGCCCAGGAAUGGCCAACCACAACCAGUUCCAGCAACCUCAAGGGGUUGGCUACCCGCCCCAGCAGCAGCAGCAGCAGCAACGAAUGCAGCAUCACAUGCAACAGAUGCAACAGGGGAAUAUGGGACAGAUGGGACAGCUCCCUCAGGGCUUGGGAGCAGAGGCUGGUGCCAGUCUGCAGGCCUAUCAGCAGCGGCUCCUUCAGCAACAGAUGGGAUCCCCUGCUCAGCCCAACCCAAUGAGCCCUCAACAGCAUAUGCUCCCCAAUCAGGCCCAGUCCCCACACCUUCAAGGCCAACAGAUUCCUAAUUCUCUCUCCAAUCAAGUUCGAUCCCCCCAACCUGUCCCUUCUCCUCGGCCUCAAUCCCAGCCCCCCCACUCCAGCCCAUCUCCAAGGAUGCAGCCUCAGCCUUCUCCACACCAUGUUUCCCCACAGACCAGCUCCCCACAUCCAGGACUGGUAGCUGCCCAAGCCGCCAACCCCAUGGAACAAGGGCAUUUUACCAGUCCGGACCAGAAUUCAAUGCUUUCUCAGCUUGCUAGCAAUCCAGGCAUGGCAAACCUCCAUGGUGCAAGCGCCACGGACCUGGGACUCAGCACCGAUAACUCAGACUUGAAUUCGAACCUCUCACAGAGUACACUAGACAUACAUUAGAGACACCUUGUAUUUUGGGAGCAAAAAAAUUAUUUUCUCUUAAGACUUUUUGUACUGAAAACAAUUUUUUUGAAUCUUUCUUAGCCUAAAAGACAAUUUUCCUUGGAACACAUAAGAACUGUGCAGUAGUGUUUGUGGUUUGAAGCAAACAUGCAAGAUGAACCUGAGGGAUACUAGAAUACAAAGAAUAUAUUUUUGUUAUGGCUGGUUACCCCAGUCUUUUUCUUCCCUUGUGUGUGUGGUUCAAGUGUGCACUGGGAGGACGCUGAGGCCUGAAGCCACCACUGCUCCUGCCUUGCACCUCCAAUAGGUUUUAUUAUUUUUUUUAAAUUAAUGAAAAUAUGUAAUAUUAAUAGUUAUUAUUUACUGGUGCAGAUGGUUGACAUUUUUCCCUAUUUUCCUCACUUUAUGGAAGAGUUUAAAAAAAAAACAUUUCUAAAACCAGAGGACAAAAGGGGUUAAUGUUACUUUAAAAUUACAUUAUAUAUAUAUAUAUAUAAAUAAAUAUAUAUAAAUAUAUAUUAAGAUACCAAUUUUUUCUCUGGGUGCAAAGACGUUCAUUCUUUUAAAAAUGUUUAAAAAAAAAAUCUCCCUUUCCUCCCUCAAGUCAACUUUUGUGCUCCAGAAAUUUUUCUAUUCCGUCAGUCUGAGCGUAAAACUUCAAGUAUUAAAAUAAUUUGUACAUGUAGAAAGAAAAAUGACUUUUUCAAAAGAAUAUACAGGGGCAGCUGCCAAAUUGAUGUAUUAUAUAUAUUGUGGUUUUUGUUUCUUGAAAGAAUUUUUUUUUUUUCGUUAUUUUUACAUCUAACAGGAAAAACAAUUAAAAAGAGGGUAAGAAACGAUUCCGGUGGGAUGAUUUUAACAUGGAAAAUGUCCCUGGGGUUUCUUCUUUGCUUGCUUUCUUCCUCUUUACCUUCCCCUCCCACACACACAUACACACACACACACACACACACACAUACAUUCUGUAAAACUUGAAAAUAGAAAGCAAAAACCCUCAACUGUUGUAAAUCAUGGAAUUAAAAGUUGAUUACUUAUAAAUAUGAACUUUGGAUCACUGUAUAGACUGUUAAAUUUGAUUUCUUAUUACCUAUUGUUAAAUAAACUGUGUGAGACAGACA